Molecule: messenger RNA, 873 nt
Organism: Colletotrichum lupini
Lineage: Eukaryota; Fungi; Ascomycota; Sordariomycetes; Glomerellales; Glomerellaceae
Exons: 7
Coding region: 1-873 (290 amino acids)
Source: RefSeq, a predicted model, not a curated record
AUGGUCGAUGAUGAUGGAAUUUUCAAAGAGGUUGAUGAAAGAAUUCACAGAAACGGGAUUCUGGGCGCCGUCCGGACUUUAUCUUUAUCAACACGCCGAAAUCCCAUCAGAUCUGAUAUAAGCACUUGGGGCUUCUCAUUUCCUGCCAGGGUGGGAACCUCGAACCCGGGAAACCAACGUGUCUCCUGCAUCGCGCAUUCGGAUCUUACCCAGUUGAACCUCAAUAGUCGAUUCGACCUUAAAAGGCCAAUGAGUCAAAGUUCCCCGUAUAAUGGUGCUGCCGAACUCCUUUGUACCUUUGACAGCUACCUAGCCAAACUCUACCAAGCCGUCAGCACUAGAUUCAAGGUCCCCUUGAGAGCGAUCCCAGACUUGCCGGAAAGGUGGGGAGGUACUUCAAGCUUGCACUUAUCUUUACGACACCUUCUGAUAUGGGUCGACGGCCCGAAGAUGCGAGAACGAGCAAGUAUUGGCAUGAGCUUAAGGCGUGUGAGAAAGGCGCAAUCUGAAAAGCAGGUGACACCGACAAAGAAAAGGGUCGAGAUGCAGCGAGAAAGAAUCUACAGUCGAUAUGACAGACGCCGCAAGACAUACCUAGCCAUUCGGCCAGAUCCGAUCAGAGAGACGUGCAACAUGAGCCCUUGCCAAGAUCCCACCCACCCGGUAGUCUCAUCUCACCUUCUCUUGAAGAUUCAUCAGCAGCGCCAGAAUCGCACCAGGGGCGAGGGCACAGUUCACCACUUCACGUUGGACACCACAAAGGCACAAAAGUUUGAACGCAAGAGAAAACGCAGCUGGUUGGUGAUAUGUGCCACAACCCGCCCAUCUACAAAAGCCUCACCCCUUCCACCCCGCCGUAUUCACAGCCCCUGA